ACGCUUCCGCCGCGGUGCCUUGUGGGUAGCCGGCCAGGGGGGGGGUCUCCUGGCGACGACCAUGGCGGGGGAUGUGGGUGGUCGCAGCUGCACGGACUCGGAGCUGCUGCUGCAUCCUGAGCUGCUGUCCCAGGAGUUCCUCCUCCUCACCCUGGAGCAGAAGAACAUAACUGUUGAAAACGACGUAAGAGUGAAUAAAGACAACCUCACUGACCUUUACGUCCAGCAUGCCAUACCGUUGCCUCAGAGAGAUUUGCCAAAGAACAGAUGGGGGAAGAUGAUGGAAAAGCAAAGAGAACAGCGUGAAGUAAAAAUUGAGACCAAAAGGAAUAGUGCUGUAGACGGAUUAAGGAAAAGACCCCUCAUUGUGUUCGACGGGAGCUCAACCAGCACAAGCAUCAAAGUGAAAAAGACAGAGAACGGGGCGGAUGACAGGCUCAAGCCUCCCACCCAGACAGGCUCUACCCGGGAUGCCUUUCGGAAAUUACCUAAUUCCUCUUCGAGGGUUUCACCCCUGGUUUUGGUUUCCAGUUUGCCUAUGAACAAUAAGAUGGAGCACAAUAAUAAUGACACUAAACAGAACCAUGACUUAACACAUAGGAAAAGUCCUUGUGGGCCUGUGAAGUCGCCGCCUUUGUCCCCUGUUGGAACUACUCCUGUGAAAUUAAAGCGGGCUGCUCCUAAGGAAGAGGCAGAGGCCACGAAUCCCCUGAAGCCUCCAGAAACAAAGAGGAAGAUUCAACAUGUUACAUGGCCGUGAAGGGAGCCCUCAGAAAUGUAAAUAGAGUGCAGCCACAGUUGUCAGAUGAGUCCACAGUGUUUACGGAGGUCCUGAUCACUGUGGGAUUUUGAGGUUUAAAAUAGGUUUGGAAAAAUAAGUCUUCCCUUCCUUUCCUCCCCCUCCCUCCAUCCUUUUUCCCUUCCUUAAAAUGUCUUGGCAUUCAUGGCCCAGUUAGGGAAGAAUUUUUUUUAAUGUAGCUUUGUACACAUCCUUUAUAAAUUGCUUUUCCCAAACAGAAGCAUAUAGCAGUUCACAGUGUUCUGGUAAAUACUGCCACCUGUAUUGUGAAGGGUUCACCAAAAAAAGCGUGUUGCCGGUGUUCCUGGGAGAGCAUUCUGCGCUUCAGUUUCCUGUGCCACUUUGUCCUAUGGAAAGCAGAAGGAAAGUCAGGGCUUGCUGUCACUUCUCUCAGUGUCAGAAGCUGCUCGUGCGUCUUUAGAAUGUCCCUGUUGUGCAGGGGUCCUACUCUUUCCUCAAGGGGCUUGAGGUCUCAUUGUGAGUUCAGCUUGUCUUGUGAGUUUUGUCUUUUUAAAAUGAGACUGAUUUCAGAGUCUUCAGGCUGGGCGAUCAUGCGAGAGGCAGUAUUUGACAGCAGAGAGUCUGGGAUGAUGGGUGUGAGAAUUCUGGCAUUAGGGAAGCCCGGAGCGUGUGGCAGUGGUGGGGGGUGCUUAUUGGUAUGUGGUGGGGUAGACAGUUGUCAUUGUCAGGCCACUGGAAUUGGAAUUCACUGUAGAGUGCAGCUGAGAAGUGGACUCGUAGCUGAACGAGGUUCCUGUGCUAAAAUACAACUUUCUGUAGGGCUGUCCCAUGCAGGGUUAACUGACAGUCUUUUUGUUUUGAUGCAAGUAGCAUUAUCCACUAUAAUGCAGCAGAGUGAGAACAUACUGUUUGCUUUACAUUCACGACUUCUAGUAUCUGCUGCCUCCUUUAUAUUUCUAACUAAGAGCAAAGAUACUUCAUACCUUUUCCAUGUAUAAUCUUGAGAUUGAUGGUUUGCCUUGUUGGCCUUAGGGUCAUCUCUUUUCUUUGAUUUGUUAAAGCAAGCGUUUUAGAUCAGUUAUCGACUAGCCUUACAAAACAUAAUUCAGCCUUGCAGGUAAGUACUGUUCUUAGACAUCAGCCCUGUAGUUUUUUAGUGUUCUGCUUUUUUUCCCAGACUAAGUUUGUAUACAUAAGACAAAAUUGAUGCAUCUUAAGUGUUGCAUGACUUGUUGAUGCUACAGUAAGAUUCUAAAUAUAUUGUUAUCUGCAGGGCUGAUUAAGUAAUAUUGUUGAUGGGAACUGUGCUCCUAUAUGUAAUUGUCAAGGGAGAUUUUCAAAGUGCACCUUUUAGAAUAGAAUGACACAUUAUAUUUUAUAUUCAGUUGACCCUUCUGCUUCCACCGGCAUUUCUCUCUUUGAAGAGAGUAUUAGCCAUUUGACAGUUUUAAGUCAGUGGGAACUUAUUUUUAGUUACUUGGUGAAAUUAAUUUUUAAUUUGUAUGUUUAACUUACAGAGUAGGUUGGUAAUAACAGCUGAACUGUGUAACAUUGUUGCUUCAAAUUGAAGUUUAUAAUAUGAACAUUCAGCGUCUACGCUCACAUAGCAGCAUAUUAUUGAGCUGUUUUGAGUUUGCGAGGUGGAGAAGCAUUGAACCAGGCACUGUGUAUUAUGUACUCCCUUCAUCACAGCUCUGUGCCUCCCAAGGGGAUCAUGGAACUGGCUUCCUCCAUGUGAUGAAGCGUGCCAAGCACUGGGAAUCUGGAGAAGCAGCUUGGGGGUCUUGUUCUGAAGUGGUGUUUCUGUGUGGGUUAGAAGGACUUGAUGUGAGUGGUGAGCAAUUCUGGAGUAACUUCACUCGCUAACAUAGGGUUAGUAUUGUUGCCUUUGAUUCUGUGUCCCAACGAGGCCAGCACUUCUGAUUCCUGGGUUGGGUAAAGGAAUGGCACUGGAAUCAGUGGGUAGAUUGUGAGGUGUGAGAGGUACCACAUCGCCAUCAGCAAGUCAGCCUUGCUCUCUUCUCCUACCUGUGUACACCCUACUCUUUCCCAUUCUCCUUUCUUUCCUCUCUAGGUCUCAGCUUCAGACUUAGAUUUGCAAGUUGUAUUGUGUCUGUGACCUUACACCAUUCACUAAGGGGGGAAGAUAGUCUGACCCCCAGCCCUCUUACAUCUGGGGGAAUCAUAGACCACUGUGUGGGUCCUACAGUCUGGAACCCUGUAGCACCAGGGCGCUACAUUGCUUCUCAAAGGCUGUUACAGCAGUAUAGCUUUCCAAAGUAGCCUUAUUAGUCUAGACCGCUGCCAGACACUUGGAAGAGUGGCUCGCUACUGUCAUGAGGCUGUAUUUGCUGGUAUUAAAACUCUUCCGAAUUGAAGUGUUUAUUUGAAAUUAUAUUUUGGUUGACUUAAGUUUGAGAGACAGUUCUAAAACCGAUGUAGAGACUCAUUCAACAGCAAUGACCUUUAAAAACUUACAUUAAGUAAAACUGCCAGUAGACUAAAUCAUCCCUGUGUGUUAGAGCUUCUACGUACUGCUGUGGAACUUGAGCAUUGUUGAGAGGCUACUCAUUGGUCAACAUGUUUUUAAGUGUGCUUUUACUAAAUGCUUGUGUAAGUUUUGUAAUUCAGUAUAGAAAAGGUUGACCUUGUAAUGUACGUUUUUUGUAUGUAUACUCUUUUAAGUAGCCUUGUCUUUAUUUAAAUAAACUGAAUAAAAUUA
Mesocricetus auratus (golden hamster) is the source of this 3482-nucleotide messenger RNA. It is a transcript of the gene Tslig2, whose product is annotated as chromosome unknown C2orf49 homolog. NCBI's taxonomy places the organism in Eukaryota, Metazoa, Chordata, Mammalia, Rodentia, Cricetidae. The transcript has 4 exons. Gene Ontology annotation, biological process: embryonic morphogenesis. Gene Ontology annotation, cellular component: tRNA-splicing ligase complex. Bases 62 to 760 code for a protein of 232 amino acids. The record is from RefSeq and is a predicted model, not a curated record.